Paramecium sonneborni is the source of this 411-nucleotide messenger RNA. The record is from the annotation of a GenBank genome assembly. NCBI's taxonomy places the organism in Eukaryota, Ciliophora, Oligohymenophorea, Peniculida, Parameciidae.
AUUUAAUUUAUUUUAAAUGGGACUGGCUUGUUCUUCCAGCAAUCAUAAGCCACAAAAUUAGAAAAUAAACGAAAUCAAAUUACCAAUUAUGAUUGCAGAGAAUUUCAUUCAUAUCAUAGGACAGUUAGAAUUAUCUAACGAUAUCCCUGAUGAUCUUCGUUAUAAUUUAAAUCAAUUAAUUAUACUGAGGAGCAAAUUGGCACAUUGUAUCGCUCGUCUACAGAAACGAUACUCUCAUUAUCACUUUAAAGAAUUAGAAAAUGAGCUUGCCAAUUUGAUUCAUUUUGUGGACAUUGUGCUUUAAGAUUUUUAGCUAGAAGUGUAUUUUCCAUUAGUAUACUCAUACUUGAUAGAAUAAUUAGAGAUACACAAAUAAAAUUUGAAAUACGAAGUAUGAAUAUGAGAGUGACA